GCAGAUGCGAUGCGGAGUACGUAUAAACGAAAUCCCUGCUAUCGCAUAUCGUAACCAUCUGUUUAUUGAAUAUAUGUAUUAAACAUACAAUUCACCGCAGGCUUCAUCCCUGUGCAACUUAUAUUAACUUCGAUCGAAGUUCAAGCAGCACAUACACAUCCAUGCGCUGUCGACCAGUGUGAAAAGGUUUCAUUCUGAAAUUGCGAUACAUUCUAGAAUGGUGGGUGCGUUUGUUUUCAAAUGUCCAGGGAAAAUACUGACGGCAGGUGCAUCCGAUGUAGUCAUGUAGUGGUCAGAACCGUAGAAUAGCAAUCGGUUCGUUUGGAGGUGGUGAAGUGGAGUUUGGCUGUGAUCGAUGAAGCGGUAAAAUUCGUUCGACUGAUGAUAGGGACAGAUUGAUUUUCCAGUUGGUCCGUUUUGCAAGUUCUAUAGCAAAUAUUUUGAAGUAAUUUUCUCCAGAAUGUGCGUGAGUGUGCGGUCGUGGGGUUGAAGGAAGAGCAAAGCUUUCUAUUGAGCUACUGGGAGAGCCAUGUGUACGCACGAACAACUACACUGAACAGAUGUGUCCAUGACACGUGAGAACAGCACAAGAGAUUUUCCGCUCGCGAGUGAGUUUUCUCACGCAAAGUGACGUGGGGAAGGAGGGGAAAGGAAAAUUUGGAAAAACUGUGAGCAACCGUUAGGCUAGUCAUUCGUCUUCUCUCGUGCUGAGCGUUCAGUCUGGUUUUAGCUUUCGGUGAAUUUGUGUCGGACUCCUCCUACGUAUGGGCAGAUGAGGCAGAUCGUACUCAAGAUAUAGUGUAAUUAAUUAUCCACAUCUCUUGUACAGAGCUAAAAAUGCGAAAGAACUAAGCUAUGUAAAAAUGUACAGUACAUGAGUGUUGUCGUUACUGCCUAGUGUUAUCGCAAUUCCAAAUUCGAUGUUCCCUCGUCCCUGUCUUGGAAGCUCGUGUCGUAUUGCUCCUAUAUCGCCGGAUUUAUUGAAAAAUGAUACAAAGUAGAUCUCGUGAAAACAUUCAUAAAUAUGAAUAGUGAAUGAGUGGUUAAAAUCUACUGUACUGUGCAGUUGAGUCAAGAUUCUCCAACACGUCCGGUGAAUUUUAAGAAUCACUGAGUUUGAGCUCGCAUUUGCCAAUCAAACAGAGCAGAGGGAAAUUUUCAUCCAGCCGUCACAAUAUGUUCAAAAAUAUCUCACAUCUCAAGAAGAGAUGAAGGCAAGCGCUGUGAACUCGGUUUGGUGGUAGUGCAGUUCAGGGUGGCACUUCUGUGGGAGGAAUUUUCAGUGGUCCACGGGAAUCACUAAGCUUCCUCGCGAUCAGCGUCAAGCAGGAGCAGUGUACUCAUAAAACAGAAGAUAUCGUUUUGAUGAAUUCUGGACCGCUGUCAAGAGGCCAGCAGAUUCCGUGAGUGUAUGUUUCUGAGCACGGUAGGCAUAUUGUACAAUCCAACCCGACCGAGUGAAGUGAGUUUUCUUUCGGAAUCGUAGGUAGCAUGUCAGUGAGAGUGUCACAACAACAGUGCGAUAAAUUAAUUGCUGUCUGGUACAAAAACUAAACGGCAAAGAAGUAGAAAUGUUCCCAUCCAGCAGGUGUCAAAUACUGUUAUCUUGGUGGUAGAUUUACAUACAACUGGCUUUCCUCCGGCACCUGAUUAAAUCUAAAGAAAGUGGCAAUCAGGAAGAAUCCUUAAAUGCAAAGUGUGUGAAAUAUCGUAUCCUGUCAUUUAUACGCGUGAGAGAAUAUUCCAAAUGGAGAGCGAAACAAGUGUGUGUAAAAUAGUACUAUAAAUGCCAUUUCCCUAUAUACCUAGUAGUAAUAGCAACUAAAUGUUCGUUCGUAAUUUAUGGUAUCCCUAACCGAGUAAGAAUUGUAGUAAAAAUUAUAUUAUUCAAUAAAACUCAACCGUGAAGAAAAGUGUAAAGAAAAAGUGUAAAACGGCGAACCUCCGACUAAAUACUACGACAACAAGGUGUUUUUGGUUGUAAAGUAAUAUUCACAAGCAGCAAAUACCCAACAUAAUAAAAAUACAUAAAUAAAGUGUUCAACCCCUGUGGUGAGCUGCCAAUGUGUAUGUGUCGAGCUCAAAAAGUGGAAAACACCGUUCUUCUCCCGCAUCCAUCCUCUAAAAGUUCCGUGUGUGUUAUCGUUCGAAUGAAAAUCGAAAGUGCUCCGUGUCGCAGAAAGCCAACCAAAUCUGCUGUAGUGUAGUGCUGAAGGAAUUUAUGAUAAUUACUUUGAUAAAAACAGCGAAAAAACAUCGAAAGACUAUAAAUAUACACUCGUGCUAAGUAAUCUGUCUCGAGGAGAUAGCAUUACGAGAGGAAGAAAAGUGAACUGCUUCUGGUUGAGGCUGCUAAAAUGUUGCUGAUAAUUCCGAUGACCUAGGUAAAAAAGAGAAAACAUGGUGCAAUUUGCAGUUAGCCAAAACGAAGCAACGGACAAGUGCUACAUGACAAUUUAAAAUAAACUUUGCUCAAUCUCCAGCGAAAUAGCCCCUCUUAAUCCCUCGUCUAUCGUAGUAAAUCGUUACCGUUACUGUUAAUGCACCAGUGUUUAGAAGAAAAUUUCUGGUUUCAUUUCCACCUGUGAGCAGCUCAUAAUGAUUUGCGUUGUUGCGUGACCUUUGGAAUGAACUCAUUGUUAGUAACCUAUUCAUAAUACUCCAAACUGUUGUAUUUCAAAGUUAAAUUCUAACUCCCCCUCGUACUUUCUAGUCCAGUUGAUUGUUGUUACUGUUUUUCGAAACAGCCACGAAACUUUGCCAAUCUAAACUCUUAAAAAGUUUCCAUUAAAUACAAGCUCAAAUAUUGAAGAAAGGAGAACGCAUGCGAACAAAAUCUCAUUCCAGCAGUGCGAUGAAAGUUGAAAAGUGAAAUUACGUGAAAACAGUCAUACAUGUGAACCAGUGCCAGUGCAAACAGUUUGUAAUCACGCCAGAGGGAGCGGGAAAAGUUGCUAACCCAAUUUGAGGAAGGCGAAGAAAGCCAUAAAGAAGUGAACAAACUUGUGCGGGAGUGUCAACUCAGUUAACAGCUGAAAAAAAGCGCAAACCGGACAACGAACUUCCAAAACGUUCUCCAUUCCAGAGGAAACAAAAAGAGCACAUAUUGUACAAAUUCCCGAUCAGAAGCGAGCCAACUGAUUCGGCCAUUAUUGCCUGGAACAAUUAAAUGACUUGACGUAGAGCUAGCCGCCCCCUGUACCUCAAGCUCCGAAAGCCCGUGUCCACGCUGUCGAUUCCCGGAUCGAUGAAAACACCGUGCGCCGGUAAUCGGGAAACAGUAUCGGCUGCAUGCACAGAAGAAGCCGGUAUCGCGCUCGUGGGCGUUCACUCAGAGUAUCCCAGGUACAUGGAGGAGCGAGGCCUGGGUGGCGGCGUCUGUAAAGGUCCCGGCUCGGUGCAAGGUGGUCCAGGUACAAAGCACAAACCGAAUGUAGGAUACCGCCUCGGACGACGGAAAGCGCUGUUCGAGAAGCGAAAACGAAUCAGUGAUUACGCCCUCGUCAUGGGUAUGUUCGGAAUUAUUGUGAUGGUUAUAGAAAACGAAUUAAGUAGCGCUGGUGUAUAUACUAAGGCAUCUUUUUAUUCAACUGCUUUAAAAACGUUAAUAUCCGUAUCGACUGUGAUUUUACUCGGGCUGAUUGUAGCCUACCACGCCUUGGAAGUUCAGCUUUUUAUGAUAGAUAAUUGUGCGGAUGACUGGCGAAUAGCGAUGACCUGGCAGCGAAUGAGCCAAAUAUCUUUAGAAUUACUCAUCUGUGCGGUGCAUCCCAUUCCAGGUCAAUAUUAUUUUCUAUGGACAACCAAACUAGCGAAUAAGAAUAAAGCGAUGGGGUCGGAAUACGUCCCCUACGACGUUGCGUUAUCUUUGCCAAUGUUCCUUCGUUUGUACCUGAUAUGUCGUGUGAUGCUGUUACAUUCGAAACUUUUUACCGAUGCCUCAUCACGUAGUAUAGGUGCACUGAAUCGUAUCAAUUUCAACACACGAUUUGUGCUGAAAACACUAAUGACAAUAUGCCCGGGAACGGUCCUUCUAGUAUUCAUGGUUUCAUUAUGGAUAAUAGCAUCAUGGACGCUUCGGCAGUGCGAGAGGUUUCAUGAUGAAGAACAUGCCAAUCUCUUGAACGCCAUGUGGUUAAUCGCAAUAACCUUUCUGAGCGUUGGCUUCGGUGAUAUCGUACCAAACACGUACUGCGGCCGAGGCAUUGCAGUCAGUACGGGUAUUAUGGGUGCUGGCUGUACGGCACUACUGGUGGCAGUCGUAUCGCGAAAGUUGGAGUUAACACGAGCGGAAAAACAUGUGCACAACUUCAUGAUGGAUACUCAGCUCACGAAGAGGCUGAAAAAUGCAGCGGCCAACGUGCUACGGGAAACCUGGUUAAUAUACAAACACACGCGGCUAGUGAAGCGCGUAAAUCCUGGCCGAGUGCGGACACAUCAGCGGAAGUUCCUGUUAGCUAUCUACGCACUACGAAAAGUGAAAAUGGACCAACGAAAAUUGAUGGACAACGCUAACACGAUAACCGACAUGGCAAAGACUCAAAACACCGUUUACGAAAUCGUUUCCGACAUGUCAUCAAGGCAGGAUUCACUGGAAGAGCGCAUCACUACCUUAGAAGAUAAGUUACAAUCCAUACAGACGCAAAUCGAAAAUCUUCCGGAAGUUUUGACCCGUUGCCUAACACAGCAUCAAGAGCGCAUAGAUCAACGAAGAAACUUUCUCCAUCCUGAUGCGGCAGUAACGGGGUCAUCUUCCGGUUUACCAACUCCGGCUCCUCCACUUGGUUCACCAAUGAUGCUGCCGCACUCCAGUUUCUCUUUUAGGAGUGUCCCAUCGUCAUCGACACCGGCCUAUCCCUGGCCCGCAAGUCCUAUACUCCCGCCAAUCUCCAGUAGAACGCCACACCUGGUCCCGGAAACGCUCACUCCCGCACCGGUGACGACGGCAGCAUCGACCCUAUCAAAUUCGAUCACCUACCCAAGUGGUUAUCAUUCUGCCUUGCAAUCUGCCAGCAACCAGUCGUCUACGACCGGGGACACGCAAACGGUUACCUAUAGGGGAACCAGCUGAAUCGAAACCAAUAGCUCAAACUCUAUCUCCCUUAUUUCAUUCUCCAACUCCAACAACUCCAACCCGAACACCCCCACCCCGUCAUCUAGUAAUAGUAAAUUCACCAAACAGCGGGAACGAGCGACGCGAUUCUAGUUUUUAGCGGUACCCUUCCGAACCACACACUGAAUUGUCACCAACUGGCUUAGAAGAGUAGAAUGAACUGGCACAUGUUGUACGUUAGGUACAACAAGCAAGACUUAGGGCGGCCGGGAACCAAAAGUGCAUCGAUACUACUUACUACAAAGGCAGAAAACUAACGAAAACGUUAUGGAUGGUGUGGUGACGAUAAUAAUAACAAUGAUGAUGAUGAUGAUCAUGAUAACGUAGAUAAUUAUAUGGAAGAUGAUUGCAGUGACACUGAGUGUGAAAUGAAUGGACGUUUGGUGUGCGCAACGGAGGAAAUGGUUUAAAAAAGACUAUUUAGCGAUUAGCAAGUAAUUAAAGAGUAACGAUGAUAAAAUUCAAUAACAACUAACAAGCCACACGGAACGGGGGAAAAUUGGCUGUAAAUUUAAUAUGCAAUCCAUCACUAGAAGGGGUUUAAUCCAUCGUAAGGGAUGUAGUUUCCGUUAUAAGUAGUGGAUGAGUAUGACGAAACAAGAUUUGAAAAAUAGUUCAUUAGUUUCAACCUAUUAGCACUUAGUUUAGUACUGAUGAAUUUAAAUUGUUACCUUUAGAAUAUUAGUGACAUUCUCCGAAGUUUUGUAGGAAAUUCUAUCUCUUUGUUUAAGUAUGGGCUUUAAGUGACAUAAAGAGAAAUAUUUUUAUAAAAAAAGCUACGAAAAACUUUCAAAAAGUUGACAAAAGACAUAGUAAUUAUAACACGGAACUAAGCAAAUAUAUUACCUAUUAGUUUUAUCAGAACACUCCAGAUAGCAGCAAAAAGAUUCAGAUUGUAAAAUUGGGUCACAUCAAUCGCGAACUAUCCAUUUCCUCAAGGACUUUGUUCGUAUCAUGAUCCUCAUAGGUGAGAAAAAUGUCUUAAGACUGACAAGCCAUCAUGUAUGUUUUGAUUUCAACACAAUAAUGUCCGAAGGAAGCGAUUGAGAAUCGUCAACAAAUUUGCUGUUAUCUGCUCGGUCCCUUUCAAAUACUUUCACCUUUCCAUACUUCUUGCGUAGUUCAAACUAUCGACUUUCGAAAGACCCUGCACACAAUCGCUACAGUGACAAAUAUACAAUUUCAAAGUGACUGAAAUCUUCCUUGUUUGAGGAGUGGGAGAAACAAUAUUGCGAACAUUAGCGAAUGAAUAUGAUUGACGAUCCGUUCAGAAGACAGCAUUUCUACAAACUUUUACGAUUCGGAAUGUAGUGACCAUACAGAUAGUUUAAUCCAAACAUACACCACAUGUAAUGUGAUAUUUAGUAAUACAGUUUUAAUAUGAACACGAAGAAUUUUGUAAAAAUAAUAGACAACAUACUUUCAAAAGUAUAAGUGAACUCCUCUUCAAAAGGAUCAUAUCUAAGCAAAACAUUGUCUUCAACAUUACUUCACGUAUAAAUCAAAUGUUAUGACUUCAAUGAUGUUAAUUUUCUGAACGUUGAAAAACCGUUUAUAGUAUAUUACAAUCUGUAUAACUUCUCUGAUUUAAGUGCCUUGUAAAAUCCACUACAGUCUCUACUUCAUACAGAUACACGAAAACUAAACACAUUAUAAAAAAAAACUUUCAAAUCCCACCUAUAGGCAACUAUGCCUCGCUUUCUUCAAUAUGAAACAAACAAGUUUGGCUUUCUUCAUUCCACUCUUCCAGCUACUCCUCUGUCUAGUCCCAUUAACAAAAACUGCGAGUGUUACUCCAAUAGGAUCUUACGAUAUAUAGCAGGCUGUGCAAGCUGAGUAGGCUUAGAGUCCAUUACGACCGGCAACGUUCCAAAGGACGAAUUCGAAGCUAAAUCCGCGUAGAAAAAAGCGGACCAAAAUAGAUUUCAGUUGCUGAAACGUUACACUCUCCUGAAAGAAAAGUAGUAUUCAGAGUUUUAGAUAAACGAUAAAACAUAAGGUUAACAAUUUCCGAGGUAAACUUGAGAAACUUAGCAUUAGUCUAGUGAUCAACUAUGAUAGUGUAUUCAAACUAGAUUGUUAUGCUGAUCAUCUCCUGUCGUAAGAUGGACAACGGCGUGAAAACGAGAAGAUAAGAAAAAGAUAACAAACUGUAUUUUAGUUCUCAGUAACGAAUGUAGCACAACCUUGACACAAGUUUUAUUAUAUUUUUAUUACCUCAACGGAUUUUAUAGGAGGAUAAACCAACUGCAAGGUAAACCUGUAUAGCAAAGAAAACGCCGGUUUCCAAAUCCUACUCACAGUAUGACUAAAACGAACCGAUGAACUGCAGCCCAUUGCAAGUCUAAUGAAACUAGAAAAAAAACGAAACCAUUAUGUAAAAAGAUUAACAGUUUUAUAGAAAAGAUAAUCAUCAUUUCUAUAAAUAAGAGAAGAAUCGAACAAAAGUCUUGGUAAAAUUGCUUUAAAUAACGUAACUGAGGAAACUAAUCCCAUGUAUCUGAGCGAUGGUUCAACUGUUUGUCGUUACACACUUCAACAACACCUGGUGCCACAUUAUGUGAGCCGAUUGCACCACCUUCAUUUUUAUACAUCAAGCAGUCCACACAGACUUCCAUUAAAAAUCCCUGAAAAUCCAAUGCGAGUUAAUCAAAGUUUUACGAUGACUAGAUGAAGCAACGAUGUCUUCACAUAAUCACUUCUUCUUUACCGAUUUGAACUUCAUCUAAUUAGCGCUACCUAUACUGCCUUUCGCAGAGUUUGCGUUUGAAGUAGGCAUUUGCUUCAGUAGGAUCGUAACAAGUCAAAAAAGAAAAAAAGGCGUUUAAAGAGAGAGAGAAGGAAUAGUAAUUUCCAUUUAAUUCCCCUACCUUAUUUGCAUAUCCUUGACAGAUACGCGUAUUUCGUCUACAAUGUGCAGACAUCUUCAGUGUCUUGUACUAAUAGUACUAUUAGUACAAGACACUGAACUAUCGACUAUUAGUAUUCCACUAUAAGACGCCGACAUUCAUCAGGAUUAAAAAAAUGUGUAAUUCAAAUUUAAACUCAUUGACAUUUCCGACUGAAUAUGGUUUUGGCCAGACCACUUUAGAGUAUUCCAUUUUGAGAAUUAGACAGUACCUACUCCUUUUUAACAUUGAUGAGCCUUUAUUUUGGAAACAUGGACACACUUUUCGUUUUCUCAAUGAUUUAUAGGAAAACUCUUGUGUAGCUUCAUAAAUGCUCUAAAGUCUCCAAUUCAUGUAUCUCGAAUUCUCAAAAAUUAAUGUAUCUAAAAGGUGAAAAAACACGAAUUUGGGCAAAUUGGAGGUACAACAACAAUCUUUACAAGAUUAGAAUAUGUUUACGAUCGAUUAGAAGCUCGGUCAAGAAAUGACGAAAUGGGUGCUUGGGACCGUAAAAGAUAAUUAACUAUUGAUUUUAUCGUGCAAAGAUGUCCAAAAUCCAUAGAUUGAAUGGAUGACCGGGUUGAAUUUCUAUUGAAGAUAUUUUGGGACAUUUGACAUAAAGUGCGGUCGGUUGUGCAAUGCUACGACAGCAGCUUUAUUGUUAAAUGGUUCUCUUUCGUGCAGUUUAAAAAAAAACUAUAUGCCAGAUGGAUGGCGAAAAAAAAAAUUUAUCUUGCACACCCACGUCGAGUGGUGCACAAUUUCGAGUAAGCCAAAAUAUUGUUUUGAGGUUAUCGAAACCCGUGCAAAAUGUUUUGGCACUUGUUUAAAAGGCUUUGUAGAGCCAGACUUUUCAAAAAAAAAAUCACAAAAAAUGGUGGUGUUUUCAAAGACUUAUAGGCAAAAUUUUGUUUCGGAAUGAUAAAUUAUAACAUUUGUACCAACUUUGGGGGCAUAUAACAAGGAAAAUCAAUAGUGAUUUUAUUUCAGAGCAUGAUUGCAUUUCUCUUGAAGAUGCUCAUACUUUUGAUAUGUCAUCAGGAAACUGGAACUACCUAUAGUGGGACAAAAGUUCGAGUCGUUGGGACACCCAUGUAAUCACUCACAAAUGCCUAAACGGAGCUGUUUCAUGUCGCCGAAGGACGUUUCGCCGAAGAACAUUUCGCCAAAUGGGUCAUUUUGUCGCUCAUGAAGGAAGCAUUCCUAUAAAUCAAAAAUAUCUAUUAUUUUCGUGGAUAGUGUUGCAAAAGGGGAGCGGGACAUUUCGCCGGAAGACGUUUUGCCGCAGGUCAUUUCGCCGAAUGGGUCAUUUCGCCGAAGAGCAAGCCAUUUUCUACGGCUUUUGAACUUUUCUCACAGCUCAGUAAAUUUUGAAAUCGAAAAAAGAUUAAAAAGGUUCGAUUUUUUCAACCUGGUAAGCUAUUCAAAUGUAAUGCUUCCUUUUUUGAACAGUUCUUUUGAGUUGUACUGACUUCAGAAACUUUCAAAUAAUAGAUAUUUUGUAUAUAUUGGAAUACUUGCUUCUAUUAAACAUGAGCAGUUCUUUCAAGUUGUGCUGAUUUCUGAAAUUUCAUUAUUUUCAAUAUUUUUGAUUUAUAUGAAUGCUUCUUUUUUAACAUGAGCAGAUCAUUCGAGUUGUAAUGAUUUCGUUAUUUUCUAAAUAAUCAAUAUUUAAAGGAAUGCUUCUUUCUUUUAAACAUGAGCAGUUCUUUUGAGUUGUACUGAUUUCAGAAAAUUUUAAAAGAUCAAUAUUUUUGAUUUACCUACAUGCUUCCUUCUUUCAAACAUGCGCAGUUCUUUCGAGAUGCUAUACAUGGGAAUAUCUAUUAUUUAAAUGUGAUCCAAAUUCAUUUCGAUGGUAUAUUGACUUCUUCUUCUUCUUCGUAUUUCAAGCUUAUUGCAGAUCGCAUAUUAGCUUAUUGUGUGCUCUCAACUUCGUGUUCUAGAUGCACUUCCACAGUUAUUAAUUGAGAGCUUUCGAUGCCUGUACCAUUUUUGCAUUAGUCCAAUCAUACUUCUAUGCCCAGGGAAGUCGAGAAAUUUUCCAACCCGAAAAAUUCCUAGACCGGACCGGGAAUUGAACCCAGCCACUUCCAGCAUGGUCUUGCUUUGUAGCUGCGCCUUUACCGACUAAGCUAAGGGAGGCCCCAAUUUGUUUAUUGAGUCAUGAUUAAAAUUCGGUGAAGUGACCCAUUCGGCGAAAUGUCCUUCGGUGAGAUAUUCUUCGGCGAGUUUUUUUUACAGUUUUCCUGUAAUUUAUUACAGAUAUAUCAGUCAAAAAUUACAGGGAAACUGUGAAAAAUCACCGAACUGUUUACCGAACGUUCACCUGUUGAGAUUUCGGCAAAAUUUCACAUAAAUCUGUGAAAUAAUCUUACUGUGCAGCAAACAGCAAACAACUUUGUCGAAGAUAGCUAGUACGUAUUUUUUUUUUACUUUUGAAGAUAUUUGACGUUUUUAGCUGACAGCCUUUAGCGGAGUAUUCCAAGCGUAAUUGGUGAAAUUAUCCAAAACUUAUCUUGCGACGCAUCAUACUGCCUGAAAGCUCAAUUAGCAAGAAAACAUUGGCCUUACAAGCACCGAUAAGGUGACCAGAAUCUGGUGUAAUCUAAAGUCAACAUCAUUAUUCAUAUUCAUGAUUAUUUGUGCUGGGCUUGUUCCGAGUGCUCCCUGUCCAAAAUCUGCAUGUGUCAAAAUGUAUCGCAUGAAAAUUCAAAAACAGACCCACAUAUCAUUCAGAAUUUAGCUUAAUUCUCUUCCCUAAAUGCGGACUAUCAAUUUCGUCGGAAUAUAUGAGUCAUAAGGGUCAAAUCUAACCGUAGGUAGAUCAAUUUAGGUUUUCCUCUUCCGGUUGCCUAUCGAGAUUCCAUUUGAGACAGAAAUUCAUCCGGAGUAAUUCCACCUUACAGAGAUAACAUUAUUAUUAUUACAUUAUUCCCAGCAUAGAAUAUAUUCCCCUUCCGAUUAAGGUAGGAGGGAAGCUCAAGUAUAUACCUCGCACACCUGUGUACGUAUUGAGGCCUAACUCUACUGGGAAUGUCUCCCGGAAGAUACGUUUCAUUUUUCUUGUUUCCCCAGCAUUUCAACUAGCACCUCCGGUGGUAAGUCUUACACUCGUACGUAUUACAAGCGACAUCCGUACCUCUAUUCAGUGCUGAGUGUCAGUGAAAAAAAUCACGUGAUAUCGACCAAAUUAUUUUUGACAUCGUCACUAGCCGAAUUGAUUCUCAAUAAAACCAUCGUCUUAUUCAUUUUUAAUCAAUGGCAAAGAUUCAUUUGCUAACAAAAAGAGUAAUUUCAAGCAUUUUGUGUCACAUUAUUGAUAGUCAGGCAGCUAAUUUAGCUAAUAACAAAAACUGCACAUGUUCGUCACUGACAUGGUUUCCCAUGAAGAUUACUUUUUGUUCGAAUGAGCGACCAAAGAUUUUUGUCAUUAUAGUCGUGUCUGGUCGAGAUUUUUCAACACUGCCUUCAUUUCUUUUCUACGAGCUAAUGGACAACCAAUUGCUCGCUGUUAUGCAUCAUGGCAUAAUUCAUAUUUGUUUCAGAUUAGAAUUUGAUGAAGAUCGCCUUCUCCUCAGCAAUCCGAUAAGUGGCGUCCAUGUCAACAGGAUUAGCAUUCAGUGAUUUCACGACCAUCUCGCACAUGGUGGGCUUUGCACUUCCAUUUGGAUAGGUAAAACACAAGGUGUAUUUUAUUUCGGCCAGAUCGAAAUGUUUACUUCCAACGACGACAAAAUCACUGAGCAGCAAACAAUGAACAAAGCGCAUCAAACAAAGUAAGCAACUGUCGGUAGUAUGCUUGACUCGAAAACAAGCGCUGCUGCUUCGGAAGCUGAGAGCAAACUGAUGGAUUCUUCAUGUCUUACACAUUAUCAUGGAACCUUUAAAGAAUUCAAGUAGCAAAGCUUCUCAAAAACUAAAUCGUUAAAGUUCGUUUUUAACAUUCUUCUGGUAAAUCGUUCUAGCUACGAAUUAACUACAAAUUCAUCAAGUCAUUGUGAGAGAAAAUCGUAAACCUUGAAUCAAUUGUGUAUGGAAUUAUUUUAAUUUUAAAUGUUUGGAGUUUUGAGCUAAGGUCAAACCUUAACACGCCUUACUCUACACUCGAAAAUUUCGGUUUAUCUCCUUCACCUUUCACUGUCAUUCUUAGAAAUCAGCGUCAAAGUGCAAUAAUGGCGACAGUGGCAAAGUGGAGAUCAUUUUUGUCUACAGACCGAGAAACACAAGCUGGUAACACAUUUCUUAAUUUGCUAUUUUCUGUCAAUGAGUUUUCCUUACUAUCAUAUAUCACACUUCUGUAGAUGCUGCAGCAUUGCUCUUUACAGUGCAAUUAAUCCUUAGCAUAUCAUUCGGAUCCGUGCUUUUUCACAUCUCAGCGACUGUAGUCGCUACUAUAGUAAUGUCUCUUUUUUUUAUGUUCGUUUUCAUAUACUUAGGUUCUCAGUGGCAUUGUUUGGAACCUAGAAAUAUUUGACCAACUAUAGAUUUCUGUAGCAUGUUUAUUCCAUAAUCUACACUAUUACACUAUUCAUAUCAUGUCGAUCCAACUGUUCGAUACAGGAUACCUUCUCUAAUCGAAUCGUCGCUGUUGCCUGCCCCGGGGAAACUCAGUUGUUCCAUCACUCAGAGCAUCCGGAAGGAAAAACUAGGUCGUUCCUGAAAUAAAAGAUGAGAUAUUGAUUAGUUUAAGUUAUAUGUAGACAAUUUAAGGGUACGUAAGAGGAUUUUUAAUAAUGUAAAAUGCACAAAAUAAAGAACAGACGUAAUUCUACCUGGUAUUCCCAAAAGUGUUAACAACAUGAUGUCAUUCUUCAGUCACGAUGGUUCGAAACGAAAAUAUUCAAACAACAAAAUAAAAUAUCCACCCACAAGUAUACCAACGAUGCGAGACCUCCUCCCUCUUCAAAGGCAUAUUAUACAAGCAAGUCCAGCAAUUAUGCACUGAGAGAAUGUUUAAAAUCGAAAUCCAGAUUAUAUGAAACACAUUUACUGUGGAAGAUAUUCAAACUUCACUUGCUUCAGUUAUGGUUUCAGAGAAGUUUGAAUGUUAAGUCUCGAGCAUUAACAAAAUACAGCAUUUAAAGUGAGCAAGACACGUCUCAUCUGACAUACAUUCAUCGAAAUUGGCUUAAAACAGUACACUAGGGUGAGUAAUUCGUAUCACGGAAACAGACAUAACAGGAAGCCAGAGUAAAGGAUUGUAUCGAAUGGUGAAGUAAAAUUUUAUUUGACCAGGGAAAGGAGUAUAGCAGCAAUGCUAAUAUUUCCUCAAGCAUUUUAUUUUACAAUAAAUUCCGGUUUUAAGGAACUAUCGUUUAAAUAUCUACAUGUAAAUCCAUAAUCAAGUAUAGUGUAGUCAUUUCUCGUGCCAUUAAGUUUCUCAACAAAUUCGAUAAAAGUAGCCUUAAACCUUUGAACUAGAAACUAAAUAUAAUGGAAACAAAUUAUUCUGAGCGAUAUAUUGAGACGAAAGUUAAACUUUCAACAGUAUGUUAAACAUUUCUCAAAUUUUAAAAAAACGCAUAUACACAAUUUUAACUUAUUUAUAUAUGGAACAAGUUGAAUUGGAUAUAAAAUAAACAAUUUCUGAUGUGGCUGAUAUUUUUUACCAAAGAAAACUUUAUCGUUACACCUACACUGAAUAGAGAGAUGACUCGCAGAUAUCAGUUCGGUCGUUUGUUAUACAAAAUUAACCAUACGGAGAAGAAGAACUCGUUUAAAAUUUCGAUAACAACAUGAUUCUAAAAUCAACGAGAAGAUUAAAAAUCACGAAAUAGUUUUUAAAAACAAAUGCUCCGUUUAGCUGUUUUUAUAAACCUCCAAACUAGAAAUAUAGACAAGCCCCUUUUCCCCCUAAACAUCUAUUCCAUUUAUUUAGAAAUAACUUGCAAAAACCCUCUAAAUAUAAACAAAUCAUACUCUCAAAACAGUUCAAUCCAUUAUUGUAAACAAAGAGAAUCUCUUCUUAAGAUAAGAAAUAUCUCAUAAUCGAAAAAAGUGAAACGUGGCUGAACCACACAAUGCUACAACAAACUAAAAAAAGGAGCGUUUUCAUCACAAUAAAUGGAAGGAAAUCAGCAAAUGACCAAUUUCUUACGAAUGUUACGAAAAGAUACAACCAGAAUUUUAUACCAAAAUAUAUAGAAGUUUAUAGGUUCCGUAUGACAUUACAAAACUGUGAAAUAUAUUGUUUAAGUUACUUUGAAAUUCAUUUUCGAAUAUAAGUUACGAAUAAAGAGUUAAAAUUUUAUCAAAUUGAAAAAAAAAAUCACAGCGAGCAGAGGUAAACAGACAAAUUACACAAAAUUACAGCAAAACAAUUAGAGGUUUCAUCCGGUUAUUUCACCACUGGUCGUAUUUUUAUUUAAAACUCAAAUCUAAAAAGCCUUGCACAUUCAAUUGGUAAAUGUCCAAACCAGAAGCUUGUGAGAUCCCGAAUUCGAAGCAAUACAGAUCCAAUUGACAAAACUUACCUUAUCUAUCAAUCCCACUCACUGUAAACCAUAAGUGGAUGGUUGUGGCUUUAUAGAUUUGAUUUGAAAAUAAAAUUACUAACAAAGCGAAAUUACCGGAUGAAACCGCUAGAAACAAUAAAGACAGAAUGAAAUAAUAUAGCAUAUAGAAAUAAAUCAUUGUAACAGACAAAAUUCGUCACAGCCAACUGUAAAUAUACUCCCACUAGGCAAGAUUAUACAGCGCAGCAUCAGCAAAAUCGUCUGAUGAAAAGAACAAACAACACAUACUUACCCGUAUUAAGUUGUUUUUUUUUAUAAUUAUUAUUAGUUUAUACAAUUUAAUUCAUAUGCAUAAUAGUAGCGUGAAAAGCCUAUUGUAUAUACUGUUAUAUAGUUUUAAAUAAAAAAAAUAUUGAAAA
Messenger RNA from Ochlerotatus camptorhynchus, 14878 nucleotides. RefSeq names its product small conductance calcium-activated potassium channel (gene SK). Gene Ontology annotation, cellular component: neuronal cell body; neuron projection; plasma membrane. The transcript is spliced from 14 exons. Gene Ontology annotation, biological process: potassium ion transmembrane transport. The record is from RefSeq and is a predicted model, not a curated record. Bases 3248 to 5071 code for a protein of 607 amino acids. Lineage: Eukaryota; Metazoa; Arthropoda; Insecta; Diptera; Culicidae. Gene Ontology annotation, molecular function: calmodulin binding; small conductance calcium-activated potassium channel activity.